UGUUUCACAUGUUCCUGUGCUUCCACCAAUUCCCAUGCCCUGCUGGGCUGGACUGCAGCAAGACCCAAGCACAAUCCCUUUGUCCAUCCUUCCUUCCUGCCUCUCCUCCCUCCCUCCACCCCCAGGGAGGCUGUCCUACUAUGUUUUUUUUCCCUGCCCCUCAUCCUCCCCAGCUGUAUGUAUAAGUCCCUAAUCAGGCUGUCCUUGCAUCAGAGGCCAGCCCAGGGGACAGGGAGCAGGCCAGCAGCAGGAUGGCUCACGGCAUCCUGGGGCUCCUGCGGCCCUUGCGGAACGGACUGAGCGCCGGCAGAGCUCGCCUGGUUCUUCUCUGUGCUGUGACUGAGCAGCACCAUGGCCCAGCAAGGGGGUGGGCAGAGAGAGGCUUCAGCUCCACGCACCAGGAUGCCCCUGGGGAAUCCAGCUCUGAGGAUCGGGUGACAGUGCAUUUUAUAAAUCGGGAUGGAGAGCGCCUAACCACCACAGCCAAAGAAGGGGAGAGUUUGCUGGAAGUGGCAGUCAAUCACAACUUGGCCAUUGAUGGAUUUGGUGCCUGUGAAGGGACAUUAGCCUGCUCUACCUGUCACCUCAUCUUUGACAAGGACACCUUCCAAAAGCUCGAUGCCAUCUCAGAUGAAGAGCUAGACAUGCUGGACUUGGCAUAUGGACUCACUGACACAUCGCGCCUCGGCUGCCAGGUGUGCGUUAAGAAGUCGAUGGAUGGUCUGACAGUGAGAGUCCCCAUGGAUGUGUCGGACAUGAGGAGGCAGCUGGAGGUUGGAAAGCAAAGCAAACAGUAACUGGAAACGACUGCUGCACAGCUUAUACCUUCAUUUAGGUGUGGCAGGGUACUUAGCUCUUGGUUGACACUAUUGCUUUUUGUGGCUGGCUCGCAGUAGGCCAUAAAGGUCUGAUUCAGUAUAAAAGGCGUGUUUGGCAAAUCUCUUAUUUGAACAAGGCAGCAUGCUUCAUAGGCUCUUUGGUUCGUAUUUUAAGUGCUUAAAUGCUCUGCUGAAGGCAAUGGAUUAAAGUGUAUGGCUUUAUAUUUCGCUGGGUGGGUGUCAGUAAAUAUCUCUGCUGUAUGUGACUUGCUUUCUCCUUUGAAAUUUAAGAAUUCUGCUAUUCUGAGUAACUGCUGAGAAUUUUGCAAGGCUUGGCUCUUUAAAAGUGGACCAGACUUUUCCAGUUUGGUAAGCUUAAGAAGAGAUUGCUGUUUGCAAGUCAGUGUACUGAUGGGCUUGGUGAUGUAGGUGACUUGAGUUUGGUCAGCAAGAGCAUACUGAGGACAUUUGUGUGCUGACAGUUCCUGAAAGCAGGAACCACUUCUAUGAACUUGAUGUUCUGGGUCCCUGAAUUGUUCUGUGCUGUGGGCAGCCACUUUCUCCAAAUGUUAAAUUUUCUCAUUGCUGUACUAUCCCACCUGUCAAAUAAAAUUCUAACAGUAAGCCUUUUAGACCAACAAGAUGCACUGUUCUGGUACCAUGAGCCUGGCUGGAAUAGGAGAUGGAUGGAAAUUUAGUUGGCUGCAUUAAGUGCAGCACUGCCAGCGCAUCAAAUGAGGUGAUUGUCCUGCUGUACUCAGCACUGGUGGGGCCUCACCUGGAAUACUGCAGGUAGUUUUGGGCACUGAAAAUUAUUCUGUUAGAGAGGGUCCAGAGUAGGACCAUGAGAAUGAUGAAAGAUCUGGAGGGGAAGCCUUAUGAGGAGUGGCUGAGGUCACUUGGUUUGUUCGGCCUGGAGGAGACUGAGGUCAGACCUCAUUGUGCUCUUCAACAUCCUCACUACAGGAAGCAGAGGGGCAGGUGCCAAUCUCUUCAGUCUCAUGACCAGUGACAGCACUCUAGAAAGUGGCACGAAGCUGAGUCAGGGGAGGUUUAGGUUGGAUCUCAGGAAAAGGUUCUUCACCUAGAGGGUGGCUGGGCAUUGGGACAGACUCCCCAGGGCAGCAGCACCCAGCCUGAUAAGAAUCGUGCAGACAAUACUCCUCAGCACAUUAUGGGAUUCAUGACACGUCCUGCACAGGGCCUGCAGUUGGACUCGAUGAUCCUGAAGGGUCCCUUGAACUCAGGAUAUUCUGCGAUUCUACGGUUCUGUGAUUUACGGAAUGUCAG
Molecule: messenger RNA, 2108 nt
Organism: Serinus canaria (Common canary)
Lineage: Eukaryota; Metazoa; Chordata; Aves; Passeriformes; Fringillidae
Product: adrenodoxin-like
Exons: 4
Coding region: 252-797 (181 amino acids)
Biological process (GO): P450-containing electron transport chain; positive regulation of oxidoreductase activity
Cellular component (GO): mitochondrion
Molecular function (GO): 2 iron, 2 sulfur cluster binding
Source: RefSeq, a predicted model, not a curated record